CGUUUCUCCUAAUGCCACCAUGAAUGUGUUGACCAGGUUUCAUGGCAACCGUGACCACAUGUCACGGAGUGAACGUGACCUGCAAAAAAGAUCAAGACCAAGCAAUGGGAAAUGCCCUUCCGGUAGUGUUUCCAAACACUAUUCGUAGGCUAUGCAGAUGGCAUGUUUGGCAGAGUCACAAAGAUGGACUGAGGGCAUUGUUUAACUUGCAUGAUGGUUUGAAAGAGAAAUUGUUGACAGUAAUAAAUCACCCUCUCACCCCUGUGGAGUUUGAGAAGGCAUGGUGGGACAUGGUGAAUGAUUAUGGACUCGAAUCAGAUCCUACAAUUGGCAGUUUGUAUGAUAUGCGUGCAAGAUGGAUCGCCGCAUACUUCAAGGAUGUUUAUUGUGGGAGAAUGACAUCUACGCAACGCAGUGAGAGCACAAACAGAAUUGUGAAAAGAAACCACGUUGACCCUACAACACCUAUGCAUGUGUUUGCCAGAAAAAUGUUCCAAGUUUUGCAAAGGAGAAAAGAAGCAGAAGCCCGAGAGACCAUUGAAUCACAGGCCCGACGAAAAACAAUAACCAACUACCCUCUGGAACAUCAGCUGAGCAGAGUCUAUACCCGUGCAGUAUUCAGGAAGUACAAAGAAGCAUAUGUUUAUGGAACAUCUUUUCUUACAAAGAAAGUUGGCACGGGUCGUUUCCUUGUGCCGUACGGUAGAGACAGGCCAACUUUUUCAUGGUCCCAACAUGAGUUCAAAGUGGUUUUUGAUGAAGAAAACGAAGAAUACAAAUGUGAGUGCAAGCAGUGGGAGCACACAGGACUGCUAUGCCCACACCUUAUCAUAGUGAUGACAAAUGAGCAGAUUCAGAGGCUUCCAAGCAAGUAUGUGUAUAGAAGGUACACAAGGAAUGCACGAAUUGAUCCUCCAUAUGACAGGAAUGACACUCCACCGAUGGGACAUCAAAUAGUGGGAGGCACUUCAAUAUGCUCAGAGAGGCUUAUGCCGUGUUGAAGGAACUUAAGGUGGAUCAAAAGCUGGAUAUGAAAGAGUCAUGACCGUGUUGAAGGAACUUAAGGUGCAGGUUUGGGGAUUGCCCCCUGAUGUCAUGACUGUCUUUGAUGAUGUAGGUUGCAGUGACCCAGCUACCAGCGAGCUAAAUAAUUAGAAAGCCCCGCCAAUCUCCAAAGCGAAGGGUUCUAGAUCAGAACCAGGAGCAAGACCCAUCAUCGGCGCACGAGGGCCAAAGUUGUGCACAAGAGCUUGCAGCAAUUGUGGCCUUAAAAUGGGUCACAAUAGGGCGUCAUGCCCGAACCGAAAAGAAAGCUUUGCAAUUGGUGGAUCCACAACAGCCAGGGGGAGGGGAAGAGGAAGGGGCAGGGGAACUCGUCGCUGUUUAAUACAUGACGAGGUGGAAGAUGAGGAAAAUGAGCAGGAACAAGAUGAUCUGCCUUAUGGUGAAUCAUCUUGUGGUUCAGAUGAUAGCAAUUAGUCCUGGUUUCUAUGAUUGUCAUGACUAUGUUGUGCUAUUCAUUACGACUCAUGUAUCCCUAGUAGUCUAAAAAGAUGUGAGAAUGUCGUUAUCUCAAAAAUCACUGUUCUGACAUUUAUUUCAUAUUUGACGUGUGCAGUGAUGGGGACAUGUAUAAUUUGCUGGAAUCAUCUUACUUUUUCCUGAAUUAUUGGAAUUUCAAACUCUCAA
Hordeum vulgare subsp. vulgare (domesticated barley) is the source of this 1689-nucleotide messenger RNA. Its product is annotated as protein FAR1-RELATED SEQUENCE 5-like. The transcript has 4 exons. Gene Ontology annotation, molecular function: zinc ion binding. Gene Ontology annotation, biological process: regulation of DNA-templated transcription. The record is from RefSeq and is a predicted model, not a curated record. Lineage: Eukaryota; Viridiplantae; Streptophyta; Magnoliopsida; Poales; Poaceae. Bases 42 to 1001 code for a protein of 319 amino acids.